Sipha flava (yellow sugarcane aphid) is the source of this 1087-nucleotide messenger RNA. RefSeq lists its product as uncharacterized. The record is from RefSeq and is a predicted model, not a curated record. The transcript is spliced from 7 exons. Bases 493 to 1047 code for a protein of 184 amino acids. NCBI's taxonomy places the organism in Eukaryota, Metazoa, Arthropoda, Insecta, Hemiptera, Aphididae.
UAUAACGUACUUUUCAGAUAUCGUGAUUUAUUGUGAUACGAGAUCAGACUCCAUUGAAGAAAAGUAUCCCAGGAGUAAUAAAGAAUAGCAACAUCUCAAUUUUGAUUAGAAUGUUUGCAAUAAGAGCAUUUAAUCAGCAAGUAAAGACAUUUGUCUUAAGUAGAAGCUUGAAGUUUUCAAGAAUCCAAAAAUGCGUAAGCCGUUGUAUGAACCUAAAAGGAAAGUGCGCACUUGUCACUGAUGGAACAAAGGGUAUAGGUGCUGUCGUUACAGGAGAAUUAUUACGAAAAAAUGUCACCGUAUAUUAUGAUUACUAUUAUUAUUUUGCUAUACUUUAAAACAGUUAUACGUGCUUAUAAAGAAAUAUUUAUUUGACUCUAGAGUGUAAUAAUUACUGGCGAGGAUGAACAAUUGGGGAAAAAGAAAGCACGUGAACUAAACGCAUGCUAUGGCCACGGAAAAGUGGAUUUCUGCAAAAUAAACGUCAACAACAUGAAUGACUAUGAAAAAACAUUCACAUGUAUCAAAAAACACUUCAAGUCAAUAGAUAUUUUUUUCAACAAUACCGAAACAGAUGACAAAAAAGACAAAAUUCAUACUGAUCUGAUACUUAAGAUCCAAGGAAUUAUAAUGGCUUAUAAGACUUUGUCAAACGAAGGCGUAAUCUUAAAUCAUACGUCAUCCCUCGGACUCAAUGUGAAAUCAGAUAUGAUCAACCACAGCGCAGCUUCAGGUGGUUUCAUAACUGCCGCAAUGGCUUUCAGUGGUACUGAAUAUUAUGAUAAAACAAAAAUCAGAAUGAUAACAUUGUGUACCGAGCCUAUUUUACCAUUAUCUGGAAACUAUAUAGAUAAAAGAAGACAGUGUAAGAAUAACAAUAAGUAUAUUAGUUCAAUAAUUCAGUCCGUAACUCAUCUCAUUGAAAAUGGAUCUAAUAAUACACUAUGGCUUUGUCAAAAAAAUGGUGCUCUGUAUUCAAUAGAAUUACAAAAUAUAAAUAGAUUCUUAGUCAAAUUUGAGCCAAAAAUGGAUGAAAAAACAGAAUAAUUGCAAUUUUAUUGGAUUUCAAGUGAAUUUCAUAUUGCCC